AUGCCGAGUCCGCUCGUGUUCGUCGGCGGGGGCGCGGCGCUGACGGCGGCGGCCCGAGCGGCGGACAAGGCGAACGGUGGUGGCGGACCAUUCCGGCGGCUGGGCGAGGGCCGCGGCGCGGCGUUGCGGGAGGCUUGGCCGGUGGAGGCGCUGCACACCGUGCCCGCAGCAAGGCGGGCGGCGGCGGGCGACGCGGACGAGCUGUUUGCGUACGCCCGUCCGCCCACGAGCAAGGCAAAGCGCGAGGCGGGCGAGCGGCGCGCCUUGCAGCACCAGGAGUGGGCUGACGCGCCCAAAGAGAAGAGGCAGAGGGCGGCGGAGGAGCGGGCAGCGGUGCAGGCGGCGCUGCUGGCGCCGCUCGCGGCGGCGGACACCACGGCGUCGCUGGGAGACUCGCGGAUGCGGAGGCCGAGCGCCAUCGUGGCGGCGGUGCUGCAUCAACCCAUUGCGGCGCCGGCGGAGCGGGCGGCUUCAAUGCUCGCGCCGCUCGGCCACAACCUGAGGAUGCAAUGCGGCGAGGUGCUGAAGCGGUGGCGCGAGUUCAAGGGGGAGAUGAACCGGUCUGACGAAGACGGCGGCGAUGCGGUGAUGCGCGCCAGCUGGGCGAACGGGAUGCAGGACGGGGAGGGCCGGCCGCACACCAUGCCGAGUCCGCUCGUAUUCGUCGGCGGGGGCGCGGCGCUGACGGCGGCGGCCCGAGCGGCGGACAAGGCGAACGGUGGUGGCGGACCAUUCCGGCGGCUGGGCGAGGGCCGCGGCGCGGCGUUGCGGGAGGCUUGGCCGGUGGAGGCGCUGCACACCGUGCCCGCAGCAAGGCGGGCGGCGGCGGGCGACGCGGAGGAGCUGUUCGCGUACGCCCAGAAGAGGCAGAGGGCGGCGGAGGAGCAGGCGGCGGCGCAGGCGGCGCUGCUGGCGCCGCUCGCGGCGGCGGACACCACGGCGUCGCUGAGAGACUCGCGGAUGCGGAGGCCGAGCGCCAUCGUGGCGGCGGUGCUGCAUCAACCCAUUGCGGCGCCGGCGGAGCGCGGGGCGGCUUCAAUGCUCGCGCCGCUCGGCCACAACCUGAGGAUGCAAUGCGGCGAGGUGCUGAAGCGGUGGCGCGAGUUCAAGGGGGAGAUGAACCGGUCUGACGAAGACGGCGGCGAUGCGGUGAUGCGCGCCAGCUGGGCAAACGGGAUGCAGGACGGGUACCCGUGCCAGCAGCUCACUGUCAUGUUUUUGCAGUAUCUGCUGACGAGCCGCAUCCGACAGUCGCUCGCGUCCUGGCGGCUGCAGCGUGAGCUCGGGCGGGGGGCGAACACGGUGAGGGUGCACUUCAAAAACAUGCAGAACCACGUGUGGCCGAUCCUCUUCGGCCCGGCGGGCUUUCCGUCGGGGCAGGACGCGAGAGCGUACUGGCGACCCAUUCGCGACCAGUUCUCGAGCCUCGUGGGAGGAGGGAGAGGGAGCGGCGGGGUCGAGCAGCUCGCCAGCGUGGCGCAGACGGCGGCCAGCGCGGUGCAGGUGGCGGCGGGCCUACCUACUCACACUCCUCUCUUGCCUUUAUUUAACGCCUCAGGCUUGACCGCCGACGCCUCUUCGCGGCUCGAGCGACUGGCCAACAAAACAUGGCUGCAGGAGGAUGGGGGCGAGUCGGAGGAGGACUCGGAUGAGUUUGGCGCCAUGGACGACGACUGA
Emiliania huxleyi CCMP1516 is the source of this 1677-nucleotide messenger RNA. RefSeq lists its product as hypothetical. The transcript has 4 exons. NCBI's taxonomy places the organism in Eukaryota, Haptophyta, Isochrysidales, Noelaerhabdaceae. The record is from RefSeq and is a predicted model, not a curated record. The coding region runs from base 1 to 1677 and encodes 558 amino acids.